AUGGAUUCACGUGUAUGCCGUGAAAAGUCAAACUUAUUAAUAAGAGUAGUGUGCGAGCAUAAGAAAAUUUUCAAUCUUUUCACAUCCUUACAUAAUUACAUGAAGAAACAAUUAACUACGUAUGAUGAAGAAAAGUUGGAAUUUGCUCAGAAACCAAACAAGGCAGCGCCGUUAAGGCCGUUAUUUGACCAAAAACCGGGUGUUGUGUUGGUAUACAGCCUUAGCACGGCUGCGCAUGACCCACAAUCUAGUAAUGAUUCAGAAGAUAGAUUUGUAGAGUAG
Messenger RNA from Sphenostylis stenocarpa, 282 nucleotides. NCBI's taxonomy places the organism in Eukaryota, Viridiplantae, Streptophyta, Magnoliopsida, Fabales, Fabaceae. The record is from the annotation of a GenBank genome assembly.